GGUCUGGUAUUUAGUAACUUUGUUAUGUUUUGAUCGCUUCGCUGCUACUGCUCUGCCUGCUGGCUGUAGGCUAUAAUAGAUCUUGUGUCUUGUUGUGUGCCCCGUGGCCCGUGGAUGCCCAUAAUUUCGAUGUUAUUUCUGUAACCUGAACAAACUGGAGUGAAAAUAGACCUGCGUUUGACAGGUUGCAAAAGUUUUGCUCAAGUGGUAUUUGUAUUCUCUCCACACCAGUUGAUCAGCAUGUCUACGUCUACGUUAGAGUCAGAUCUUCGACAGCGGAGCUCGGGCCAAACUCAAACGACGAAAGAUCAGGAUGCUGAGGAAGAAAAGAGGCAGGCAGCGGCAGCGUCUGCCUCAGACAGCGACGACGAUGAUUUGCCAGUCAAGCCUUCAGUACCUACGACCCAAGGCUCGGACAAGACCACUGAUGCCUUGGAUAGUGCAUUGAAAGACUUGACACCAAGAUGGAGAAACUGGGUGAUCCGAGGUAUUUUCACCUGGGUGAUGAUUCUGUCCUUUGCCGUCCUCAUUUACCUAGGACCCCUGGCACUGGUCCUGGUGACUUUUGCCCUUCAAAUCAAAUGCUUCCACGAGAUCAUCACCAUCGGGUACAUCGUUUAUCGGUCCUACGACUUGCCGUGGUUCCGGACCCUGAGCUGGUACUUCCUGUUUGCCUCCAACUUUUUCUUCUUCGGGGAAAGCAUGAUCGGUUACUUUGGAGUGUUGCUGGCUCGCACAGAUUUCCUGCGUCCGUUUGUGACGUACCACAGGUUCGUGUCCUUCUCCCUGUACACGGCGGGGCUGGUGGGCUUUGUGUGCAGUCUGGUGAAGAAACACUACCUCAAGCAGUUCACCCUGUUUGGCUGGACACACGUCACGUUGUUGCUGGUUGUUGUCCAGUCUCACUUCAUUGUCCAGAAUGUUCUGGAAGGUCUUAUUUGGCUUCUUGUUCCAGUGUCGAUGAUCAUCUGCAAUGAUAUUAUGGCAUACAUCUUUGGAUUCUUCUUUGGAAGAACACCGCUGAUCAAACUUUCUCCAAAGAAAACUUGGGAGGGCUUCAUUGGAGGAGCUUUCUCUACCAUCAUUUUUGGUAUUAUGCUGUCGUAUUGCCUGCUGCAGUACGACUACUUUGUGUGCCCGGUGAGCUACAACGAGGCGACAGAGGGGCUGUCCAUGGACUGCGAGCGCUCCCACGUGUUCGUCAUCUCCGAGUACAGCCUCCCCGAGGCGGUGCAGACCUUUCGCAAAAUGUUUGGGUUCCAGAAGGCGACCGUUAGCUUGUAUCCCUUCAUCCUGCACUCCAUCUCCAUGUCCAUCUUCGCCUCCGUUAUCGGACCGUUCGGAGGCUUCUUUGCCAGUGGCUUCAAGAGGGCUUUCAAAAUCAAGGACUUUGGGGACACAAUUCCAGGGCAUGGUGGCAUCAUGGACCGCUUUGACUGUCAGUUUCUGAUGGCCACAUUUGUCCAUGUGUAUUACUCAAGUUUUGUCAAGGUGGCCAACCCCCAGAACAUUGUCCAGAGCGUGCUGAUGCUGCGACCGGACCAGCAGGUCCAGGUGUUCACCAUGCUGCGGGACAAGCUCAUUCUCCGCGGCCUCAUCGGGAACGGCACCACGUCUUCUGCCUAACCGCAGCAACUGUCUGUUUGUCUGUAUGACCAAAGAUCGUACGUAACAAGAUAGUUCACUCCUCAGUUUGAGCCAAUUAAAAAAGUGUCCUUCCUUAGAAUUUGGUGGCGUCCUCUUUGAAAAAGUGAGGACUUUGCUGCGAUCAGAGUUACCCUACAAUUAAAGUGGAACUUACAAACUGAGCUAUUCCUAUUCUUCUUCUGGAGAAACGAAAGAGAGCUUCAAAACAAAGACUGCAGCGCCGUCUGAAGCAAUGGGUGGACUUACGUGGACACUUGUUUUAGCCGAGUGAACUGUCUUGUUAUGUACGAUCUUUGGUAUGACUGGACGCGCCGCAGCUCAUUCGUGGUGUCACAACUCGGUGGAAUCAGGCGCUCGUCAAUCAUCAAUUUUUGUGGCGUGUGUGGAGUUGGUUGGAAGUGUCAUCUUAAUUAUUAAAGCUUGUUCAUUUGUUUUGCUUUUGAGGAAAUAAGAUAUACCCAUUUAUCUUGAUAUUGAUAUAUUUUUUAAAAGUUUGUUCAUUUGUCUUGCUUGUGAUGAAAGAAGUAUCUAUCUUGAACAGAAGUCAAGAUAUUUGUGAUUGAGGUAGGUGCAGGUCCUGGUAUCACAGGUAAGAAGGCCGCCUAAGCUUGAGUGUCCUUGGAAGCUGCAAAUUUACGUAUUUUCUGCACCUGAUCAACCUUUUUCUGUGAAAUCGACACAGAAAUAGUUUUUUAAUUUAAAAAGUGUUGAGCCAAAAAAAAGAAGAUAAAAAUUGAUGAAAAUGGCCUGAUGGGCGGAAGCAUGUCGAUAUCUUCGAUUUCAUUAUUUUGACGAGAGCCUGAUUUCACCAGGAUGCCACCCACUUGUAUAUUAGAGAUUAGCAGUUUUUAACUUAUUUAUAAUUCAGUUUUAAGUGUUGUCACCAGUAAUUUUUAUUGUGUAUGAUUGUUAUAUAUAUUGCAUUAAUCAUCACAUAAACUGUCUUAGCACCUUUAGAAGAAGAAGAAAAGAAAGGAAUUUGUAACCGGCUUUGCAUGCCUUUUUUCACUGCCAAGAGCGAAAUGCUCGCAGCUAAAGGGAUUUGAAAACAACAAGCAACAACAUGCAUGCCUUGGACUUUGUGAGAAGAUUUUACGAUACCCUCUGGUAUUAAACGCGGUCAUGGCUACCUUCAAGGCUUUGAAAAAUCUUCAGGAUUUUACUAAAAAAUACAAAUGCUAAUUAUAUUUCAUGAAUUGAAAAUUCGUUAUGCAUACUAAGCAUAUCAAUUUAUUCAUCUGUCAUUGAAAUAAUUACUGUUGCAACGCUAGGAAAUUAAACUUGUUCUUUUCUUCAAGCAUUGUUAGUAAAAUUUGGGGCAUUUCGCUUAUAAUUGAUCUCAAUUCUUUCUUGUACAUCCUUCAAUCUUAGACUGAUCUCACAGUAAGAGUAAGAGGGUAUGGUAUCAUUUCUGCUAAUGUGAUGAGUACUUGUAAAUGAAAUCAAAUGAAACAACAGAGACUUUUAAGGACUCUUCAGGAGAGUGGCUUAAGGUUUUUACACUUUAGGGCGGGAUUUGUUGCUCAUUCAGUGUUGAAUUAUAUCAUUCAGGGUCCGUACGGAUCUUGGAAGACUGAACAAAUUCUUGGAAUUUUGUUAUCAUUUUCCAAGGCAUGGAAAACUCUUGAAUUUUUUGGAAAAUUUGCAAAAUUCUUGGAAAAGUCUUGGCCUAAAGUAGACUCUUCAGUCAGUGGCACUACCCCGGGGGGUAGUUGAUCUCUAGAUUGUUCUUAGUAAAAAAAAAAAAUUAGUUGUUAGACCACCCUGUAUACCUUUCUCUCUCAACGUCUGAGGUUUCAUUCACGGUACUUUGUGUGGCAAAGUCCUGGUCACUGAAAAAAAAAAAAAUCUUUUACCGAGAAAUUCUAGAACUAGAAAGAGUAGAUCUAUGUAGUUUAAGAAUUAGAUUUUAAAAAGUAAAAGUGGGAGGUGUAGUCUGAGAUUAAAAAUUAAAAAAGGUGUGUGUACAUCAGUCCGCAGUUGUUGCGGCUUUUGGUUUCUGUACGUAAAACUUUCUUUGCUUUGAGCUGCUUGCAUAAUUGGAUUGUGGCAAAGCAUUUUUUUUAAAAAGGUGGAUUUCAUAUCUUCUCAGCCUUAGUAUCUUACUACAAUCAGUCCUGAAGGUGUUUUCAAUCUGCAUACUGCCUUGUUUGGUUACUAAAUUUCGUUUGGAUUGGACCAAAGCAUUUUAAAAAAGUGGAUCUGACAUCCUUUCAGCCUUAAAAGUCUAGAACCAGUCCAGACGUUGCUUUCUAUCAGUAUAUAUACCGCGUCGCUUAUUUUGACUGAAUAUAAUAUCAUGAACCAGAAGUGGAAUUAGAGAGGAUCCAUCUAUUUAUUUAUUUCCCCUCACAUAUUGAAUUGACUCCAUUGCUUUGUUAAACCAAAAGAAUUGUGUACUUCAAUUCUGUGAUGAACAAGUCUGAUGAUAACAAGAUUUCAAUGUUCUUUCUCAGUGUUAUUUGUUUUAGAUGAUGAUGAUGAUGAUGAUGAUGUCUGUAAUUUUUGGGAAUAUUGGAACAGUUGUGAUGACAUUGUAAUUCUGCGUUAUAUAUAAUAUCUCUCGUCUUGUAUUCUUUUGAUGUUGUUUUUUAUGCACAUGUCAUCAGUUGGCUAUUGCCACAAAACUUAGCCGGUGUUGUGUGUUUAAUUUUAUGUUUCAUGUCUUUUUUUGUCUUUUUUUCUAAACUAUUCAUGAAUGACGUUUGACAUGCUUUGCGGGGUAUAUCUGGUUGGACUGGUUCAUAAAGCCUAGAUGUUUCUAGGAAGGGAAAAUAAUUAAGUUAUCGAUAACUACUCAUAUAGUUUUGUCUCAUGAUCUCUCUGUCUUUUUAUUAACGUUUGCCAGGAAUGAGGUUUCAUGUAGAAGCCUAAAGCCUGGAUUUUGAAAGGACGUUUUGAUACAUUUUCACUCCUCUGCCUUUUGUUUCCUUUGGAUAUUUAUUUUCCUGAACUGUCCCACACUAUAGUUUUGUCUUACAAUUACCCGUUCCUUGGUGCUUAACUCUUUAACAUUGGGGAUUGCCUUGUUAGUGAGACAACUUCCUGGGUCUUCGGCAUUUUGUGGUAGGGUGGCCAUUUCCUUUCCACGCCGCCUUUACUUCCAGAACCUGAAGUCAGGUACCCAUUACUGCUGGGUGGGCAGGAGGGGGUGAAAAAAAUCCAUGUCCGAACCGAGGCUCGAACCCGGACUCUCGCUUCGGAGGCGAGCGCACUAACCACUCCGCCACCCCACCCUCUGGUGCUGUAUUAUCAAAGAAAUAAACAAUUUGAAACACUACGAGAAAGUUUUAAGUUUCUCAAUGGCUAGCAGCAUGGCCAACACUGAUGUAACAGAAGACUGCAUGCAAGUUAGGAGAUGAGAUAAGCUUUUGAUUACAAUAUUAAUAGUAAUUACAUAUUAUGUUCCUGUUGGGAAGGAAUUUAGUUUUUUCUUGCUUAAUCCGGUCUUUUGUUAAGUCCACAAUGUCAGAAAGCAUAAAGUUCCUGUGCCGUGUUUUCCGAGAAGUGGCUGUGGAGAGGGUGGACCAACAACCUCUUUCAGUUUGGAACUCGAGUUGUGGUUUUCAUUACAAAAUCAAUCACAAUUCCAAAAAGUACAGGUGAUAAUAUACAGCCUUGUCUAACACCAGAAUUUACUUCAAAAGGUGUAGAUGGUUCUCCUUCAACUCGGACACAGCAGCUUGCUUUGGUAUAGAAUGAUCUUAUAAACCGUUUCUUUUUUGUUGGGAUGCCAUAAAUUGCAAGAAUUUUCCGUAGGGCAUCUCAGUUUAUGCUGUCAAUGACUUUUAAAAAAGUUGUCAUGACGUGCAUUUUUCUUUUUCAGGACGAGUGCUGGUAUUGUAGAUAAUUACUGUGCUAUUGCUAUGGCCGUUUUCAUUUUCACUGCAUUUGAUAUUUUGUGUGGAUUUGAAAAACGCUGUAUUCCAAAUAGACGUAACUGUGACUUGUAUUUAUACAUGGCUCUUCCUAUUUGUGCAUUUAGUCAGUGUCAUUCCACAGUUGCCUAUGAAAGUCUGUCAUUUUUUAGGAGUUACGAGAAAAUCUGAAGACAAAGAUUGUGCUGAAAUUAGAGCCAUGACUUACGCACUCUUUCUUGAUUUUUCCAAUUUUAAAAAGUAGGUAGGAAAUAACGAAACUAUUUUGUAAGAUACCCCCGAGUGUCUUUAUUUGAAUAACAGCUUUAUCUGGACCCCCACCAACCCAACCCAAAUUGACGGAGGCCAUUUUGGAAUGAUGCUGACAAUUUCUGCCUGCAAUAUGUACCCAGUGUUCUUGUACCCCUGCCUUGUUGUUUCCACCUUAUCUUCUUGCCCAUGACCAAGAUCAGAACUGUUGUAUAUUGUGAGUAUCCAGCAAGGACUGUGAAUUUUUGUAGAAUCUAAUUUUUUUAGUAUUAUAUUCAAGCACUUUACCCACACAAAAAUGAUGUGCUCUUUCUUCUCACUACAGGAUGACUAUGUUCCAAAUCCUUGAGUCAUCUGAUUUCAUUUCUUCUCCCAAAAGCAUAGGUAUGUUCCAAAUUCUUUACUUCAAAAAAAAGAUUUUUGUCACUCUUAUACUCUUAAACUUUGUAAUUUAUCCUGGAACUGAGUAAACUAAACAGUGUAUUAAAGAUGCCCAAGUCAUGCCAAUAACAUUGUGGAUUUAGAAGUUCCAAAUACAGUAAAACCUCGGUAUAACGUACACGUCAUAAAACGUACUGUCGCCUAUAAGCUACACCGAAGUAUUCACUUUCUGAAGUCCCUUAUCCCAUUUAGCAUUUUUACUCUUUUUUCGGCUGUAACGUACAGCAGCUAAGAAGAAGUUGAAAGUCUUGGGUCCAAAGGGAAUACGUUGUAUGGAGGUUUUACUGUAUGCUCAUUUUCCUGUCCUGGUUUGUGGCAGUGCAAUCAAGCUGUGAACUGCUUCGUUGUACAUAGAUAUAUAUAUCUAUUCACCUCCUUGUCUUUGUUCUUCUUGAGCUGUUUGUUUGUGUCCUUCUGUCCAGAGGUGAAGAACAGAAAGUUUAAAGUCUUUUAUACAUCGUCGGCCUGCUGUUAAAAUGUACAAAGCUCAAAGUUUUGGAAUUUUAAAUUAUUUUUUUUAUUGCAGUUUCUCAUUGUUUGGUACUCUUAGUCUUACCAGUUCAUGUGUUCAACAAAUAUGAAAUCUUUUGUCAAAAUUCAAAUUCUGUGGAGAAAUAAGAAAUUUUUUGUCAAAAUUCAAAUUCUAUGGAGUAAUAAGAAAUCUUUUGUCAAAAUUCAAAUUCUAUGGAGAAAUAAGAAAUCUUUUGUCAAAAUUCAAAUUGUAAAUGUUGAAAAAAAAAGAAGCCAGGAAAAGUACAUAAUGCAGGUGUGCAGUACAAAUUUUAAUGUUAAAAGAAUGAAACAGGUUGGGUUUUUUUCUCUCUCCUAUAAAAUUUUCCUUUGUGGGUAAGGUACAUUUGAACAGCUUGUCCACUAUGAUGUGUGUGUCGAGUGUAAUGAUUGACUUAGAUGUUGUUUCUCGGCUAGUCAGUUCCUGAAGAUGCUAUUUCUAUAAAAAUGUAUACGAGUGUAUUUAUUUCGUAUAUAUAUAUUUAUAUCUAUAUGGAUACAUAAUACAAUGACUAUGUAUAUGACUGUUUGUCAGAUUUAUGGCAGUUAUUAAUUUUUUCCCUUCUGUGAAUUCUGAUCUUGUUGUUGGAACUGUUUGUCUUUGUAAGGUUUCAGAAUUUUUUAUUUUUUUAAAAACUUUGCUUUGGUGUAGGCUGCCUGAGAAGAUCAUAAUGGCAGGGAUGAUUAUUUUUUUUUCCUGCUAUGAUUAACUCUUUUUAGGUUGGGUUGUUUUUUUUGGUUUUUUUGGGGGGUGGUUGUUUUUUUCCCCUUAAAUCUUCUGCAUGUUUUUUUUCCCUCUGACUAACUUAUUUAUCUGAAAAGGGACGUUUUAACUUUGGCUGAGAGCUUUCUUUGUCUGAAGUUGGCUACUUCGACGGAUUUUAUUUCACAAAGCUUUUGGUGGUUUUUGGUUUGUUUAAACUUGAUUGUUUUGUGUGUAAUAAUUUUCAAAGUAGACUUAAGAAAUUUUUGUCGCCAAUAUUUUCUGGGACACUUAAUUAAUAAAUGUUGCUGUCUAUCAUCUGGGAAGAUUUUAAAUAGGAUGAUUUUAAUAGUCUUUUUAAAAUUCUUUUAUGUCUGUAACUAACAACAGCACUUAUUUUUGCCAUGAGUUUGUCUUUCACUCCAAUUGUCAUAUCAUUUUCUUUCCGUUAUAUUUAAAAGAAAAAAAUAGAAUCAAAACUUGAUUUGAAAAUAUGCAGACUCUGUCCUCAUUGCUUGUUGCUUGUUUUGGGCAUUGUUGUGACUUUGUUGAGAUGAAUGUCAUUUUUUUGGAAGCUUUUGUUGUUUUUUUUUGUUUCUCUAUUUUAGAUUACUCUUUUGUACUCGAUUUCGAUUGCCAAUUUUAUGUUGAACGCAACCACAAUUAUGAUCUGUGUACUAUGUGAAUAUUUGUCCUCAAAUAUUACGACUUUCAGACGUCCAUGAAUGUGUAUGUUUUUUUAAUUACCUCUGUGAGAAAAAAAAUGGCUACUCAUUUUUUUUAUUCAUGUAAAAAAUAUGGUACAUGAAUGAUGAAAAAAAAUGUGAUGAGCUGAUAUAAUAUAUAUAUACGAAGCAGCUUUCUUUUCUUUGUUUUACACAUUAGAAUGCACCAGGAACAUACGUGCUGCUUUGUUGCUCAAGCCAUUCCGUGUUUUUUUGUUUUUGUUUUUGUUGUUGCUUUUUGUGUAUGUUUUGUUUUGCUUUUGAGGAAGACUUUGGCUUCGCUCUUGGUAUGGUUCGUAAAGUAAAGCACGGUUUUGUAUUGACUGGCCAUUUUUUUUUUUUAAAGGUUCUGAAGAAUAGAUGUGUUACAAUAGAGUAACUUACACAAAAAA
Aplysia californica (California sea hare) is the source of this 8545-nucleotide messenger RNA. Its product is annotated as phosphatidate cytidylyltransferase, photoreceptor-specific. Lineage: Eukaryota; Metazoa; Mollusca; Gastropoda; Aplysiida; Aplysiidae. Gene Ontology annotation, molecular function: phosphatidate cytidylyltransferase activity. Gene Ontology annotation, cellular component: endoplasmic reticulum membrane. Bases 241 to 1626 code for a protein of 461 amino acids. The record is from RefSeq and is a predicted model, not a curated record. The transcript has 11 exons.